Stylonychia lemnae is the source of this 573-nucleotide messenger RNA. NCBI's taxonomy places the organism in Eukaryota, Ciliophora, Spirotrichea, Sporadotrichida, Oxytrichidae. The record is from the annotation of a GenBank genome assembly.
AUGAGAUCUAUUCAUGCAAAAACACUUCUUGGUUUUACCAUUGCUGCUACUUGCACUCUAGCCUACAAUCCAUUCGUUGUUCUUAAUAACAAUUUUCGAGUACAAGAGUCUAAUCUAAUAGAGAUGACUGGCCUGAGACAAAAGGUGAUUACUCUCACAUAUGUGCUAGGCCUUGAAUUAUCUGCAGUAAUUUAAUUCAGUGACUUUGCUCUCCAAAAGUAAUACACAAAGAUUUCAAAGAUUGAAAAAUCACUAUGCGACACCACUGAUCUCCCAGCUGACUUCAACCUUACAGAUUUCUCCUACAAAUUCAAGAACCAAUCAUCAGGUCUUACUCAAUAUCUAGGAGAAAAGACUCUUCGCUGGACUGGAGAGGACAUGCUCUAUGCUUUCCACUUGUCUUGCAAAGAAUUGAAAUGGGUUUCUUUCGAUUCACCACUCAUUAUCAAUACUCCUGAAGGUCAUUCAUAUAAAGACUUCACUGAUGCUGACUUCGACGGAGUUACCUGCAAAAACCACAAGAAAAAUAACUUCAAUCUCUUUAGCUACUUCAAUUUAAAGAUGAUCAUCUGA